UCGCGCAGCGAUGGCGGAGGCCGUGGAGCGCACUGACGAGCUGGUCCGCGAGUACCUGCUCUUCCGCGGUUUCACGUACACCUUGCGGCAGCUGGAAGCCGAGAUCAAGGCGGACAAGGAGAAGGGGUUCCGGGUGGACAAGAUUGUGGACCAGCUGCAGCAGUUAAUGCAGGUGUAUGAUUUGGCUGCCCUGCGGGAUUAUUGGAGCUACCUGGAGCGGCGGCUGUUCAGCCGCUUGGAGGAUAUAUAUAGACCUACCAUCAACAAGCUGAAAACCAGCCUGUUCCGCUUUUAUCUAGUCUACACAAUUCAGACAAACAGAAAUGACAAGGCUCAGGAGUUCUUUGCAAAGCAGUCCACGGAGCUCCAGAACCAGGCUGAGUGGAAGGAUUGGUUUGUCCUGCCCUUCCUGCCAUCUCCAGACACCAACCCCACCUUUGCUACCUACUUUUCUCGACAGUGGGCUGACACCUUCAUCGUGUCCCUGCACAACUUCCUGAGUGUCCUGUUUCAUUGCAUGCCAGUUCCCGUGAUCCUGAACUUUGAUGCGGAGUGCCAGAGGACCAACCAGGUUCAAGAAGAAAAUGAAGUUCUGCGUCAGAAGCUUUUUGCAUUGCAAGCUGAAAUCCACCGACUAAAGAAGGAGGAGCAACAGCCAGAAGAGGAAGAGACCUUAGUCCAGCACAAGUUGCCUCCUUACGUCUCUAACAUGGACCGCCUGGGGGACUCGGAACUAGCCAUGGUGUGCAGCCAGAGGAACACUUCCCUCUCCCAGUCACCUCGCGUGGGCUUCCUGUCCUCACUGCUGCCUCAGAGUAAGAAGAGCCCCUCAAAGUUAUCACCUGCCCAGGGCCCCGCUCAGGCUCAGAGCUCGGCCAAGAAAGAGUCUGUCAGUAGUCAGACCGCUAAGGCGAAGGACCCAGUGUGUGGACCCAAGGACGGAAAGAGCCUCUUCAGUGGGCUGGCCACUGGGGAGUCCAGCUGGUCACAGCACCGUCAGCGGCGCCUGCAGGAUCACGGCAAGGAAAGGAAGGAGCUUUUGUCUCUGACGUUGCAGUGUGCGGAGAAGAAGCCUGAAGCUUGCGGCCCGGACCCAGAGCCCUGCCCAGAGCUCCACAUGGAGGCGCUGGAGACACUGACGCGGGCCGCCUCGGCCGGCCCCGAGGGUGGAGGGGUUCGCCCUGAGCAGCCGUUCAUUGUGCUGGGGCAGGAGGAGUACGGGGAACACCACUCCUCCAUCAUGCACUGCAGAGUGGAUUGCUCGGGGAGGAGGGUUGCCAGCUUAGAUGUAGACGGGGUCAUCAAAGUGUGGUCCUUCAACCCCAUCAUGCAGACCAAAGCGUCGUCCAUUUCCAAGUCACCGCUGCUGUCUUUAGAGUGGGCCACCAAGCGGGACCGGCUGCUCUUGCUGGGCAGUGGUGUGGGGACAGUGCGCCUUUAUGACACAGAAGCCAAGAAGAACCUCUGUGAAAUCAACAUCAACGACGACAUGCCCAGAAUCCUGUCUCUCGCCUGCAGCCCCAACGGGGCCUCUUUCGUCUGUUCGGCUGCAGCUCCGAGCCUCGCAUCCCAGGUGGACUUCUCAGCACUGGACAUCGGCAGCAAGGGCACCAACCAGGUUCCUGGCAAGCUGCUGCUGUGGGACACGAAAACCAUGAAGCAGCAGCUCCAGUUCUCCCUGGAUCCAGGGCCCAUUGCUAUCAACUGCACAGCCUUCAACCACAAUGGCAACCUGCUGGUCACAGGGGCGGCGGACGGCGUCAUCCGGCUGUUUGACAUGCAGCAGCACGAGUGCGCCAUGAGCUGGAAGGCCCACUGCGGGGAGGUGUGCUCUGUGGAGUUCAGCUAUGACGAGAACGCCGUGUACAGCAUCGGCGAGGACGGGAAGUUCAUACAGUGGAACAUUCACAAGAGUGGACUGAAGGUGUCCGAGUUCGGGCUCCCCGCGGAUGCCACGGGCCCCUUCGUGCUGUCUGGUUACAGCGGCUACAAGCAGGUUCAAGUUCCCCGGGGCCGGCUCUUCGCUUUUGACUCGGAGGGAAAUUACAUGCUGACGUGUUCUGCCACUGGGGGCGUCAUCUACAAGCUGGGUGGGGACGAGAAGGCUCUGGAGAGCUGCUUGAGCCUAGGUGGCCACCGAGCCCCGGUGGUCACCGUGGACUGGAGCACAGCGAUGGACUGCGGGACCUGCCUCACUGCCUCCAUGGAUGGCAAGAUCAAGCUGACCACGCUCCUGGCCCAUAAAGUCUGAUGGGACCCGCCCCUAAGGACUUCCACGGAAGCAGUAUUAUCCUGGGAGUGGGGAGACAUGAGACAGGAAGACAGGAAGCUCCACUUCCGGCUCCCUGCCAGGGCGAGGAAUCUUCAGGGAAAGGCUGUUUGGGGCCCAGGCCGCUGCCCAGCCACAGUGACUGGAACAGGAGCCACAUGGAGUGGCCCGUGCGCCCCAGAGGCUACUCCAGACAGCGGGCGGAAAGCUCAGCAAGGAGCAUUGUUAUGGCUGCUCUGUUGGCCCAGGAGAGAUGGACAGUAUUUUGUAUAUUUGCUCAGUUUUCUUCUUUUUAAAAAAAAAAAAAAAAAAAUGUGCUCUCAUGGUUAGCUGGCGUGUCUUUCUGGGAUGUGUGCGUGCAGCAGGGUGCCUCCCCUCACCCUUUGCCCGUGACGGUCAGCUGUGAGCCCAGGUCCCACACCCAAGUUCUGACUUCAAACAGCCCCAGCGGAUGUUUGCUUGUUGCUCUGCUCUAGUCUAGGAGGAUGCCCUCUCUUCCAUUCCACUGGUGACUACGGUUUGUGCUGUUCCUGAUUCUUUGGGCCGAAGACAAGGCCAUAGCAGUUCUGUUUUCCCUGAGAGUUGGCGGCUUCUGUUACAGAAGCUUCUUUGGAUUAGGGCAGGGUCUGAGGCUUCUGCUCCUGCUGCCCCUCUCCACCUGGUGGCUCUGGUUUUCCAGGACCUCUGUGGUUGGUCCUCUCAUUGGCUUCACAUCCUUGAGGUUGAAUGGAGCCCGCCGCCAGCGCCCUCUGCUGGUGAAUGGCAAGAGGACUGGAUCGAGUUGGACAAGUUCAUCCCCACUGUGCCCACAGCCCUGCCUGUGGCCUGCCUUCUGCUCCCUGGCCAGGGUGGAAUCUUGAAAAGUCAGAUGCUCUCACAAGGUGAGGGAGAACGAGACAAUGGCUCCCCUUCUCCCACUUCCAUUUCUUUUUUUUUUAAUCCUCACCCGAGGACACCUUCCCAUUUUUUU
Molecule: messenger RNA, 3239 nt
Organism: Molossus molossus (Pallas's mastiff bat)
Lineage: Eukaryota; Metazoa; Chordata; Mammalia; Chiroptera; Molossidae
Gene: WDR91
Product: WD repeat domain 91
Exons: 15
Coding region: 11-2251 (746 amino acids)
Biological process (GO): early endosome to late endosome transport
Cellular component (GO): extrinsic component of endosome membrane; late endosome membrane; early endosome membrane
Molecular function (GO): protein binding; phosphatidylinositol 3-kinase regulator activity
Source: RefSeq, a predicted model, not a curated record